Drosophila pseudoobscura is the source of this 8233-nucleotide messenger RNA. It is a transcript of the gene mim, whose product is annotated as missing-in-metastasis. Gene Ontology annotation, biological process: cell projection assembly; plasma membrane organization. The record is from RefSeq and is a predicted model, not a curated record. The coding region runs from base 1161 to 7622 and encodes 2153 amino acids. Gene Ontology annotation, cellular component: cytoplasmic side of plasma membrane; actin cytoskeleton. The transcript has 20 exons. Gene Ontology annotation, molecular function: phospholipid binding; actin binding. NCBI's taxonomy places the organism in Eukaryota, Metazoa, Arthropoda, Insecta, Diptera, Drosophilidae.
AUCGAUAAGUCCGCGGUCACACUGUUUCUGCAUUGUCGAAUUUUUCCCGUUGGCCGUCGGUUACGCGGUGGCUGUUGCUAUUUUUUAAAACAAAUGUAAACUGAAGGCGCCUUUGAAUUUGAAUUAAAAUGUGUUCUAGUGCCAGUCGGCAUUAUUCAUAGAGUUUCUGUACCCUGACGCCGCUGUAAGUGGUUUAGAGCUGUGUUUGCGGGUUGUCUGUUUUUGUUUGUCUAUAAGAAAAUACGAACCUGAGUCGUCGCGUCGAUGAUACCGAAACGCAAAACGAAAGAAACCGAGAAUGCUGUCGAAAAAUUACAAGUAAUCGAAAAUAAGGCAUAAAAUAACAGUUAAAGAGACAUCUAACUGUUGUCUGGCCGAUGAAAAAAGGAGUGCGAAAAGUGCGCGAGAAAAAUCACCGAAACCGAAUUGCAAGGAGGAGGGAAAAGUGUGUAUGGUUCGGAUUUCGAGUUGAAAAGCGAAUAAUUUAUGCAAUUUUCAAAGGCAAACAGAAAUUAAGCGUCUGUCUGCCAUGCCAGUGAAUGUGUGUGUGCGUGUCCCGUGUCUGUGAGUGUAUAACAAAAGCAACAACAACUACAGGAGAGGCAAAGGACAGGAUCAACGGUGCCGCGCCGCUCGGGGUAGUUUGUUUGAACAACACAGACCAGCCAAACCAGGAGGCGGACGGAGAGUGGGAGGAAAAGCAGGAGCAGGAGUUGAGGGCUGGCUGGGAGAGCGUGGAGCACUCACACGGGCACACACUCCUUUGUGCGCUUUUGCCGCCUGGAAUGCAAUGCUACAACAACAACCACAGGAUGGUCUGAAGGGGAGGAAACGCUUAAUUGUUUGCAGCAGCAGCGGCAGCAUCCCGAAAUCGCAAACAAACGACUGCAUUUACGGCUCCGUGGGAUACUUUUUUGUGUGCUGAAAGCAGAUGCACGCCGACUGCUUGGAGAGAGGAGAGUGCAUUAUCCCCCGCUCAUCACUUGGCUUUUCCAAUCAAAAUGAAACAAAAGUAAUCGAAUGAAUAACAUACAUACAUCUAGAAGGAAACCAGUCAAUCCGAGCGAAUAACUGAACGAAUAACGAAAUCCGAAAUUCGAAAUUCGAAAUUCGAUCGACCCUAACCAUAUCGAGAGCAAGUCACAUAAAACUAAGGAAAAAUGGAUCUAAGUCUGGAACGCGAUAGCUCUGCUCUGGGGAGUCUUUUCCAACAGAUUAUCAAUGACAUGAAGAACACCUCUCCACUAUGGGAUGAUUUCGUGGCAAAGGCCAGCAAAUUGCACACAUGCUUGAGGGCUGCCAUACAGGCAAUCGCCGCCUAUUUGGAUGCCUUCCAGAAGAUAGCCGAUGCGGCCACCAAUUCCAGAGGCGCCUCCAAGGAAAUUGGCACCGCCCUGACCCGGGUCUGUCUGCGCCACAAGGCAGUGGAGACCCGCUUGAAGACCUUCACCAGCGCCAUUAUGGACUGUCUGGUGCAGCCGCUUCAGGACAAGAUCGAGGACUGGAAACGCACCGUGGCCACCAUCGACAAGGACCAUGCCAAAGAAUACAAGCGCUGCCGGAGUGAGCUGAAGAAGCGGUCCAGCGACACGCUGCGGCUCCAGAAGAAGGCCCGCAAGGGCCAGACCGACGGCCUCCAGUCGCUGAUGGACUCGCACAUGCAGGACGUGACCCUGCGCCGGGCCGAGCUGGAGGAGGUGGAGAAGCGUUCGCUGCGAGCGGCCAUGGUGGAGGAGCGGCUGCGCUACUGCAGCUUCGUCCACAUGCUGCAGCCGGUGGUGCACGAGGAGUGCGAGGUGAUGUCCGAGCUGGGACAUCUGCAGGAGGCCAUGCAGUCCAUUGCUCUGGUCACCAAGGAGCCCAGUGUCCUGCCGCAGGCCUCCGAGGAGCUCAUCCACGAUGCCAAGGCCAGCAUCAAUCUCUAUCCGGAGUCGCCGGGCGGCGGAUCCGGCUCCCAGGGCGGCGGCUGCUCCAACUCUCUGGGAUCCAGGAAGAGCUCUGUCUGCUCCAUCAGCAGCAUGAACAGCAGCGGCUCCAGCAACUCUCCGGGCCAUCAUCACUAUCCGCGCUCCCUGUCGCAGUUUGUAACGCCCGCAAUUCGCUUGAAACCUGGUGAAUCCAGUGAUAGUGGCUUUUGCUCAUCGCCAGCUCUAACAACACAGGUCUCGAACGCAACGAACCAGACGGCAAAUGUGUCGACAUGGCCGCCACAUUCCCAGGACGUGGUGGACACCCUCCCGCCCACGGCCGACCGACCGCACACCAUUUCCACGGCAUACGAGAAGGGUCACCAGCGCCCGCCACUGACUGUGUACACGUUCCAGAACCCAGAGACCAUCCACGAGUCCGGGAGCGGCAACGGGAUCAACAAUGGGUCGGUGGCCCCAUCCAACGGACAGCCAUCGUCGGGCCAGACCACACCGGCCACCCAGAAGUCUCCGGCCGCAUCGCUCAGUCGUCCGCCUCUGCCAGUCAAGCCGGCCCAUGUGCGCUGCUCGUCGCUGGAGCGUCCGCUGUCGGCGCAGAGCAACCACCGUCAGGGCAGUGGAAGCGGCGGCCUGCUGCAGCGUCAGUGCCCCUCACCGAUACCGGCUCAUAUCACGAAAGAGCUGUCCGCAGCACAUCAUGCACAGCAGCAGCAGCAGCUCCAGCAGCAGCAGAGUCCGCCCACAUACGUUAACAUGUCCGAACUGGCCAACAUGGCGUCCUUGAAGCUCACUAACCACCAGCAGCAGCAGCAACAGCAGCAGCAGCAGCAGCAGCAGCAGAAGCCCACGCCACCGCCUCUGCAGCAGCAGAGCUCCAUUGAUUCGAUCUGCUCGCAGCAUUCCAACGACUCCUCGGGCUCCCAUCAGCUUCUACAGCAGCAGCAGCAGCAGCAAGCGCCUCACGCUGCCCAGCACCAUGCCACACGCUCCCAUUCCAUAUCCUCGACGGCCUCGUCGCUGCACUCGCAUCCAUCGAUCGACUCGACGGUCGCUUGCGGCUCCCUCGUGGGCCAGCACACCCACAGCACCAGCACCAACACGAACACCACCUCGCCGUCCAGUGGCAGCUCCACGCCCCAGAACCAUUACUCGCCCCUGUUAACCAACUCACCCACGUCCACUGCCGCAGGUACGCCCAGUGGAAGCAGCAUCAGCACGGGCACGGGUACCGGCGCCGGACUGGGAUUCGUCUACCAGGUCAGCUCGCCCACGCCGCCGACGAGCGAGGUGCAGGUGCAGGUGCUCAAGAUCAGCGAGCAGGCGGGAUCGCAGCCGCCGGCCAGUGCCGAGGACACGGACGAACGGUCGCGUGCCUCCGUCCUGCAGAAGGCCUCCAUGUUCGAGAAGCAGGCGGCAGCCGUAGCAGCAGCGGCCGGUAGUGUGUCGCCUCCUGUUCCGGCCACGGGUCCAUCCCCUGCAGCAGCCGCCCCCAGUGCAGGGGGACCGAAGCGGUCCGAGGCCGAGCAGCAGGAAAUGGACAAAUCUUUCGAAGACUCAAUCAAAGCAUUAAAUAAUUUAAUUGGCGAACUAGACUCGUUUCAACGUGAGAUUGAUGAGGGCAAGGGCAAGCAGAACAGCAACAGCAACAGCAGCAACAACAACCUGACAACGAGUAGCAGCAGCAGCGAGAACAACAACCUGCCCGCCGCCUGCAUCGGCAGCACCGCCAGCACCACCAACAUCGAUUUGUGCGGCAUCAGCAACCAGACCAACUCCAGCGGCUGCGGCACGGACAUGUCGGACACCACCUCCGAGGAGCUGGCCGGAGAAGAGGGGGGCCACCUGAUGGACCCCACGCUGGCGGAGGCCAGGCGGCGAGAACGAGAGCUUCUGGGCGCCAGCGAUUCGGAGCUGAGUCGCUGCUAUGUGAGCGAGACGAGUUCGCUGACCGGCGGCCUGACAGCGGGCGGCUACGAGAACCCCACGUUCGCCCACUUUGUGGCGAGUGCGAGCCGCGACGACCCCUACAACGGGGGGUCGGGCAGCGAGGGGCGCUCCCUAUAUGCGCCCGCCUCCGUGUCCGUGUCCGCGGACAGCAUCUCGCUGGCCGCCUCCGACAGCAUCUGCCUGUCGGGGCAGCCGCGGCACGCCUACGUGGACACCUGCAGCGACAGCGGCAGCGCCGUCGUGGUGAUCUACGACCACCAGAUCCCCAACACCCCGGACAUUGAGUUCGUCAAGCAGAACUCGGAGAUAGUCCUGCUGCGCACCAAGGACCCCCAGGUGCAGUCGCAGCUGCAGCUCCACGAGAUGCGCGAGCUGCAGCAGCUGCCCUCGAAUCUAGUCGGAUCCCCGGACUCGCCGGACUCGGGCAGUGGCAAGGCGCCCCCGCCGGCAACAGCAACUGUGGCGCCCGCCAAGCAGCGACUCUCCUCGUUUCGCGCCUCCAGCGAGCAGCAGCUGCAGCUGCUCGGACGCGGCAGUCCGCAAAGAGGUAAAGCAAACCACGUCGAUCAGCCGCCCCAGCAGCAGCAGCCGGCACAAGGGACAGUCAGUGAUAACGGUAGCCUCCCAGUAGAGCCUCCUGUGAUGCGGCGACAGCUGCCCCCAAAGCCCACCAGCCUCUCCCUGAGCCUUUUCAAUGGUACAGGUACAGGUACGGGGUCGGGUUCGGGUACGGGUACGGGUACGGGUUCGAAUCAGCCUCCCAGUGUGGCCGACAAGCCAUUGAUACCCCGAAAGUCAGACUUUAAGGCCGACUUAGAUGCCAAAAUACGCAGGCAGAAGCAGAAGGUUCAACAGCAAUUACAGCAGCAGCAACAGCAACAGCAGAAGCAGCAACAAACGCCACAGCAGCCACUGCAACAUCAGCAGCAGCAACAACAACACUCACCACAGUCGCACCAAACCAGAAACUGUAAUGUCACUAAUGGCCCAGCAGCAGCCGUUGUUAUUGCAUCCGCAUCAGAUCCAAUCUUAAGCCCGCAUCCAUACCAAAACCAAAAACACAACCAAAAUCAUAGAAUGCCAAGCCAAAAUCAGACAACAGCAACAUCCAAUCAUAAGCAAUACCAGACGCCCCAAGCAGCUGCGACAGCAACAUCAAAAACAUCAGCAUCUCCUCCAUCUGCAACAAUAGCUAACCCAGCAUUAUCAUCAUUGUCACCUCGCGGCGGUCUGCCACAGCCAUCAUCAUCAUCGUCAUCGUCAUCGUCAUCAUUACCAUCAUCUGCAUCUGCAUCCACAAACUCCACAUCGACAAACGCUCUUGCUCCGUUGCCCGUUGCCACUGCCACUGCCCCCUGCAGACCACCACCAUCAGCGCCACCACCCGCCCAUCCAUAUGUGUGCUCCUCGAAUGCCGCCAACCCCCAAGCCAACCAUCAAGCCAAUACGAAUACGAAUUCCACUGCCAAUGCCAAUGCCAAUGCCAGUCUCAAGCCAGGCAUUACGCCCAGGCCGGCCUCGUUGUCGGGAGGAGCAGGAGGAGCAUUAGGAGGAGCAGGUGGCUCAACGCGGAUCGCACGUCGUUCGUCCAUCAAUCAGGCCAAGCCACCGCCGCCAGUGCGACGCAGCUCCUCGGUGACACCCAGUCCCAAUGCUUCGGUGGGGCACGCGUCGCAUCUGCAGCUGCAACAUAACACGCCGCUAAGCAGCUCCAGCGAGCAUCUACCACCGCCGCCAGCCUUUAUGCUGGAGUCCAUGUCCAGCGGUCCUCCAGUGGCCAUGCCGAGCUCCGCUCUUAAGGUGUCGGAGACGGUGCGAGCCCUGGCAGCCAUGCGGCAUCAGCCGGCAUCGCCUGGCACGCUAAGACGUAUACAGCAGCAGCAGCAGCAACAACAUCAGCAACAACCACAGCAACAACAAUAUCAACCCCCACUGCAGUCAGUGCACAACUCCCCCAUGAACGACGACCCGAGCUAUGAGGCCUACUAUGACUCCUAUAUGGAUCUGCAGGCCUAUGCUCAUGCCUUGGCCAAUGGCCAACAGCAGCAGCCGGGCCAGCAGAUGCCACCACCCCUGCCACCGCCCAACCAGCAACGCUUUAAUCAUCAACAGCAACAGCAGCAAUAUCAUCCACAGCAAUGCUAUCCACAGCAGCAACAGCAGCAGCAACAUGUGGCACAAAAGCCGCCAACGCCACCUGUCUACCACGCCCCACCAGCACCACCGCCUACAGCGGAUGCCACGUUCCGCACCUCGUCACCGGCCGCAGGCGGAGGAGGCGGUGGGGGCAUCUAUGCCCAACCCAAGCUGGUCAACAGCAUGUCCAGCUUCCGCACCAGCAGCCCAAGUCCCAAUGGGCAUGGGCAUGGGCAUGCGCACCCACUGCCACCGACACAGCCCAAGGCGAAUCCGAAUCUUAUUGCACAGCUGAAUGCACGACUCAACAGCAAGCAGCAGCAGCAGCAUCAUCAACAGCAGCAUGCUUCCGACGGCAUCUACGGCAACCAGCACCAACUUGGAGGCGAGUCGAUCUACACGCGGAGCGGCCUGUCCAUGUCCCAGCCGCAACAGCAGCAACACUAUGACGCAGCUGCCCCAAUCUUGAGCAUGCGACAGGCUCAGCAGCAGCAGCAGCAGUACCAACAUCUGCAGCAGCAGCAUUACACGUGCCCGCCUCCACUGGAGGAUCCGCCACCGCCACCCAUUUACAAUGCCGGAGCAUCGGCCACGAUGCCCAAGAAGAUGGCACGCCCCCAUGCUGGCCAGAGUGCGGCCUCUCAGUUGAGUGCCUAUGCAGCAGGUUCGGCCACGGCUACGCUCCCAAAAAACAUGAUGCAGCAGCAGCAACGUUUACAGCAGCAGCAGCAGCAGCAGCAUCAGCAAUACCAACAGCCGGCAGGCAUGGGCAAUGGCAAUGGCCAUGUAAAUCAGCGUCCACAGUUGCCUCUUCCCCAGCAGCAGAUGCAGCAACAGCAGAAACUGAGAGCAGCUCAACAGCAACAUUUGGCGGAACAGCAGCAGCAGCAACAGCAGCGCCAGCCACCCAUACCGUCGCGGCACUCGAGUGUACAGCAAAAGAUAUUCGUGUCAACGAAUCCAUUCAUACAAACGACGGCCGUCAAGUUCCAUUCGCCCUCAGCCUCGCCCACUUGCGGCUCGCCCGUAACUGGAUCUGGGUCUGUAUCCUCGGCUAGUAUUUAUGCUACAACGGCGCGUGGCAAUCACCACCAUCAGCAGCAGCACCAGCAGCAAAUACAUCAUCCACAACAGCAGCAGCAUCAACAGCAACAGCAUUAUUAUCGCGAGGUUGCUGGGGGCAACAGCAAUGGCGGCGCUGCUUACUACAACCACAAUAAUGCCCAUGGCCAUGGCCACGCGAAUGCGAACGCCCAUGCCAAUGUCCAUGCCCACGCCCACAUGUCCCAUGCCCAGGCACAUCAUCCAAACUACGCCACAAGCACAAAUAUCGAAAAGACUGGCAGCAUUCGGGCCAAGACCAAGGCCGAGUUCCUCGAGAAUCUCAACGCGAAACUGGCCAAGCAGGGCAUGUCCGGCCGCGCAUUUGCCGUGCGAAAUCUCAUCAAUAGCAAGGCCCUGAUGUAUCAGAAUCCACAAAAUCUAUCGCGCCCCAGUGCUCAAUAUCGUAGACCUCCCACCUAUCCCAACACCACUACCACGACCAGCACAACCGCAACCACAACCACAGCCAUUGGCACUGGCACUGGCCACUGUGAUGAGCAGUGCUAAGCCGGACCCUCGCAUCUGUCACGAGUCGUUGAUGGAUCAGAUAAAACGCGGAGCCCCCUUGAAACGUAACCAGAAGAUCAACGAUCGCAGCGCUCCUAAAAUACACUAAAUUAACGCAUAGACCUAAGCAAAAGAAUAUUAUUUAUUACUAUUAUUAACAUAUGAAAUAAUCAAGAGGCCCCGAGGCCUGCUCGAUUGCAGGCUAUUGCAGAGUUUGGUUUGAAACUGAAAACUCGUACAUACAACAUGCAACCUAAACAAACACAUAUGAUUAUGGUACACUAUAUACAAUAUAUAAUGAUAUUUAACGAGCGUGUUAGGCCACACUCGCACUAAUCAACAACUCUCCCGAUUUCCCGUCUCCCAAAAAGCAUCCAAAAAGGAUUUAUUCUUUCGUUAAGUGAAUACGACAAAGAACAUGGAAGACAGUUGGUUAGCCCAUUCGUGUUUAUUUAUAAUUCAAUCUCGAAUUUACCUUUAAAUAUUAUAUUAUGUUUAUGUAUUUAUCAUAAUUUCCUUUCUUUAUGUACAUACAUAUAUCUGAAAAUGAUUUGAAAAACCAAUUGAAACUAAUCUGACGCCUAAUAAAUGGAAUAUAUCUUAUAUACAUA